This is a messenger RNA of Aspergillus heteromorphus CBS 117.55, 927 nucleotides long. Its product is annotated as ketopantoate reductase family protein. Gene Ontology annotation, cellular component: cytoplasm. The coding region runs from base 1 to 927 and encodes 308 amino acids. Lineage: Eukaryota; Fungi; Ascomycota; Eurotiomycetes; Eurotiales; Aspergillaceae. Gene Ontology annotation, biological process: pantothenate biosynthetic process. The record is from RefSeq and is a predicted model, not a curated record. Gene Ontology annotation, molecular function: 2-dehydropantoate 2-reductase activity. The transcript has 5 exons.
AUGGCUGACCAGGUUGAAGUGGUUCUCUAUGGGCUCGGAGCCAUCGGCUCCUUCUAUGCCUUCGUCCUCCAGCGCAGCGACCGCGUCCGCCUCACCGUGAUCGCGCGGUCCAACUACCAGGCCGUCAAGGAAAAUGGUAUCCUCCUGAAAAGCGCCAACCACGGCGAGCACCGCUUCCACCCGGACCGCGUCCUCCGCAGCCCAUCCGAACUCACCCACCCAGCGGAUUAUCUCGUCUGCACCAACAAAGCCAUCGAUACCGACACCGUAGUCCAGUCUCUCUCCCCAGCCAUCAACGCCGACACCACAAUCGUAAUCAUCCAAAACGGGGUCGGAAACGAAGACCCCUUCCGCGCUGUCUACCCCUCCAGCACUAUCAUCUCCUGCGUGACCUGGGUCGGCGCCUCGCAACCCACCCCCGGAACAACAAUCCACACGACCUCCGAAGAAACCGAACUAGGCCUGUACCCCAACCCAACCCUCCCCCGAAGCAUCGAAUCCGACCGCCUCACAACAUUCACCAUACUGCUCACCCCCAGCCGUACCCCUUUUACCGUGCACACGGACAUCCAACCCAUCCGGUGGUCCAAAACCAUUUGGAACUGCGCCUGGAACACGCUCACCACACUGACAGCACAAGACACGCAGUCGUUCCUGGGGUCCUCUCCGGACGCGAUCCCCUUCACCAGACGGCUGAUGAACGAGGCGGUUUCCGUCGCGACGGCCUGCGGGGUCUCGUUGCCGCAGGACCUGGUCGACGCGCAAAUGGAACGGAUGCGCAGGCUGGGGGCCGUGAGGACCAGCAUGCAGAUUGAUCGCGAGAUGGGGCGCAAGAUGGAGAUCGAGGUUAUCGUGGGGGCCCGGUACGGAGGGCCAGGGAGUUGGGGGUCGAUGUUCCUGUUCUGGAGGCGGUUUAUGUGCUGUUGA